AUGGUAUCUCUGCAUUUGAUAAAUUUCCGUGUUGUGCUUAAUUUAUUGAUCACCGCCUUACUUAUAUUCCAUAUGACGUGUCUAUUCGGUGAGCCGUUCGUGAAAUCUGUUAACGGCACAAAACCUACUGAAGUCACACCACCUACAGGAAUAGUACGACAUAAAAAAGGAGACCCGUUUUAUGACAACUGGAUAGCAUCUACAAUUUCUGAGUGGGUGCUAGCACUUCUGAUCGAGCUUCACAUUCUCACUUAUGCUUGCGACCUCAGCAGGAACAUCGUACCAUCACCGAAAGGAUCCCAUCGCAGCAGUGUGAUAGACGGGCAUAUGAAGCGAAUGAGCUUCGAGGCCCCUGUUGACCAG
Messenger RNA from Ostertagia ostertagi, 363 nucleotides. The record is from the annotation of a GenBank genome assembly. NCBI's taxonomy places the organism in Eukaryota, Metazoa, Nematoda, Chromadorea, Rhabditida, Trichostrongylidae.